AUGGCGCCUGAGAUGCUGCAAAAUAAACCUUACUCGAACGCUGUUGAUUGGUGGGCACUCGGGAUAAUGUUGUACAGGAUGACCCAUAAAAGUAUUCCUUUCAUACCAGUUCGUGUCGAUGGCGUAUCCUCACUUGACAUCAUGAAAGGAAUUUUGGUAAAUACAGUGAUUGCUGAAAUCCAAUUCCCGGAAUCAGUCUCAAAUGAUAUUUGCCAAGUUGUACGUUUAUUAUUGAAGAAGGAUCCACAGGAGAGAUUGAAAAGUUUAGAAGAUUUGUUGAAGGAAAAGUUAUAUCUUGAGGAGACUUAA
Melampsora larici-populina 98AG31 is the source of this 309-nucleotide messenger RNA. RefSeq lists its product as uncharacterized. Gene Ontology annotation, molecular function: protein kinase activity; ATP binding. Gene Ontology annotation, biological process: protein phosphorylation. Bases 1 to 309 code for a protein of 102 amino acids. Lineage: Eukaryota; Fungi; Basidiomycota; Pucciniomycetes; Pucciniales; Melampsoraceae. The transcript has 2 exons. The record is from RefSeq and is a predicted model, not a curated record.